Molecule: messenger RNA, 1173 nt
Organism: Symbiodinium natans
Lineage: Eukaryota; Dinophyceae; Suessiales; Symbiodiniaceae
Source: the annotation of a GenBank genome assembly
AUGAGGUUCCAGAACGUAGAUGUGCCGCUGGAUGGUUGGCCCGGGCAAGUGCGAGCUGCCUCUGGUGGCGAAGCUCUUUAUGGUACUGGAUGGGUACAGCAUUUCCUAAGGGAGCAUCAGUUUCCGAUCGAUUGCGCUGGCAAGUCCUUUGUCGAGCAUGGCAUGUUUCGCUCAGGCAUGGGUUCGAACAUACACAUUUCCGCCGCCGUGCUUGCCUUUGCUUUGGACCGGGGAAGCAUCUAUUUGUGGCCAGAGGACGACUGGGCAAACCCAUGGACGAGAGGCAAGGAGAAGGGCACCACUGUCCAGUGUCCUGGAGGAGUGAAAGCAAACUCAUACGAAUGCUAUCUGAUGCCUGUGAGUUCCUGCAAGCCGACCGGAAAAGGUCCUAGGUUCAUUGGGGUGAAGCGGGACCGUGGGAAGGAAGAACUUCGAGGCACGGAGGUCGUCCCACAUGCCUUCAAGGACUUGCUGAGAUGCUCUGGGUACCCGAAGAACUACUGGAUCAAGUGGUGGCGCGCACAGACCGCAGCCUUCCUGGUACGUCCCAGUUCUGCAACGCUGCACGAGAUGCAGACUCUUCGAAGGGAAAGCCUUGUCGGCGAAAUGCAGGAUGCUGUGCUUGGAAGCUAUGUGCGGCAUGGAGACAAGUACUACGAGGCGAAGGAGUACGGAUUCAAGGACUAUGUGGGCAUCUAUUCCUGGAUUUUGGAUGCCGAUGCCGAUGUUGAGGUUCAGCGACGUUGCCCAGAUGCCGGCCGGAUGAUCGCGCCCUUCAAGCUUCAGCUGCCACGGCUGCGAGCGUCGCAGAGGCUGUACCUGGGCUCAGACGAUCCGGCCGUGCUGGAGGAAGCAUCACGCACCUUCAACCGGUGCCCUGGAUGCCUGGUGUACAUGAAUGUUUCGCGCCUAUCGAAGAGGCGGCCCCUCAUGGAAGUGCAGAAACGCCUUGGAGCCAAGCAGAUGGUCAUCGAGUCCCUGUUGAAUUUGCAGCUGUUGAUGGAGUCCGAUGCUCUUGUGUGCACGUGGACCUCGAAUUGGUGCCGGCUGGUCGAUGAGCUGCGCAUGACAGUGGCCCAGAAAGCGAACCAUUUGUCUUUGGAGGUGAACAAGCGGUGUCCGCGCUUCAAUUGGGUGCAUGGCGGUGGUGCUGAAACGCCAGACUAUCGAUGA